Molecule: messenger RNA, 1677 nt
Organism: Diaporthe batatas
Lineage: Eukaryota; Fungi; Ascomycota; Sordariomycetes; Diaporthales; Diaporthaceae
Exons: 1
Coding region: 1-1677 (558 amino acids)
Source: RefSeq, a predicted model, not a curated record
AUGCCGGAAACGACCGGACGUUCAAGAAGAAAGCUCGAGUCUGCCAUCGACUUUUAUAACAACCACUCGGACAAGAUUCAUAAGGAACACCCCGGGAUACUUACUGCACUUCGCUAUAUUCAAGACCCGGAACACCAGAGUACGCUGCACCCCCUUCGGCUUCAUUUCUGGGGCCAACCUGGUCUUCGCACACCUGCACUAGGCAAAUUGGAAGAUCAGCACAGGAAGUGGUUCUCUCAUUGCAAACUGGAUUUUGCUCCUGCAAAGGAGAGUCUCGAGGACCUCAAGCGUAUCCAAGACCGUGUCUCUGAUCUCUGGCUGAGAACUGGGGCCGAUCUAGCCACCCAUGAUGCAGAUCCACGCAUCGCGUUGGAAGCAGCACAGAGCACUCUCAAGCAUAUGCCAUCCGAGGAGAACAUUACUUCAUAUCUGCACACAAUGGCCUUGCUGGUCUACUCAACGCGGAAAGCUCUGGAGUACAGUGCACAUCUGCUUUCCCUUUGGGUGGACAUCGGCAGAUCUCAUGGUGGGACCCUCUUGGAAGAGAAGGACACAAGGCAGGAGAUCUUGCGGUGUUGUGCAGAAUUUUUCAAUGAACAACAGGCAUGGCCCCUAUUGAUGAGCUGCCCCUGGACGGUCGCAUUCGCUCUUCACCUUCUCGCAGACGAUUCUCCAGAAGCAAUGGAACAUCCAGAGCGCGAUGACGGGGAAGGCAACAUUCGGAUUUUGAGCGGAAACCCAGCGCGGCCGCCAAAGUUUGCCGCAGUCUUCGUGGCGGUCGACAAUACACUGGUGAAAUGCAUGUUGAAGAGCUGCUUCAGACUCAACACUACUAAGAAUGAAGACAAGCACCUGAUGUGGAGUGUGAGGCCGUUCAUAAACUGUGCGGACCACGGCUACAAGAGGUCCAUUCACAUCAACUUCAUCUCCGAUACGAGCGGACACGAAAUCGAAGAGUCGGACGUGCUCCAGAUGAUUCGCCAGUAUUGGAGGGAGCAAGACACCCUUAAAUGCAGAACUCUGGCAGAAGAGGGGUUCCUACUUCUUUCACAACUUGCAGACACAAGAGAACUGUUGGACGACCAUUUGCACAUGAAAUUCAGCCGCCCCAAAGCUCACUGCGAAUGCAUUCUCGCGCAACACUGGAUGGCCAGACGACAUCUUACCAACCAAUUGUUCCCGCUCAUUGGCACAUCAAGCCAUACGUGCCAAACUUGCGAUUCUUUCCUGCGGGCCAUGUUGGUGCACACCAACACGCUCCCAACAGCCCACGACCAAGAGUUCGCAGAAUCCGACGCUUUGGAGCGAAUGAUACCUGGGACAGCAAACGCGUAUCGCCUGUGCAUGGUGCCCGAACAGUCACCCACACCGGUCAAGGAGGCAGUUGCUGGCGAGUUGAUGUGUCGGGUGAGAAUGCAGUUGAGACGGAACAAAGUUCUGCACAUGCUGGAGGAACAAGUACGGGAAGCAUCCAGAGGGGACAUUGACAGCGACAGCCAUCGUCGAGAAUUCGACGGGGACAGUCUCGCGGGCACGGAUCUUGGCACAGCUGGAGCAGACGAAUGGGAGAUCAUGACGCAUUCAGGAGAGGAUCGAGACGAAAGGUCAGGCGUGGAGUCAGAAGGAGAUUCAGGAGAAGAUCCGGACGCGGACUCGGGCGGGGACUCAGACGACUAG